CCAUUCAAAAUUAGUGAGGUAAGGGUUGUUUGGGUGCAUUGUUUAUUUGGAUUUCUUAUCAAAACAAAUUGUUCGGUUACUCUAAAUUGGUUCGUUUGAAUUAAGCUUGCUUUAUUUAAUAAUUUUUUUUAAAUUACUUUUGUGAAUGCGGUUUAAAUGAUGUGCUAACGAAUGUUACAGGCACCACAGUUCUGGUGACUACUUAUUAGGGCGCCUGUAGUAGUUUAUCUUUGUUUUCCAAACAAGUGUGUGAAAUUUUCUUCAUAUGUUGGCCCCCGGGCUGAGAAUUGUGCGAGGACCUGAUUGGAGUUGGGACAAUCAAGAUGGUGGAGAAGGGCAUGUUGGGACCGUAUGUGAAAUUGGAAAGGCUGCCAUCGGAGAAGUUGGGUGUCCUGAUAAAACUGUGGUUGUUCAAUGGGACAGUGGGAGCAGAACCAACUAUCGAGUGGGGUAUAUGGGAAAAUAUGACCUAAGAGUGAUCGAUAAUGCCCAAAUUGGUGUUAAGCAUACUAACAUUGUAUGCGACAGUUGCAAUAGCCAGGGAAUUUCCGGGAUGAGAUACAAAUGCCUGGUUUGCCACGAUUUUGAUCUGUGCUACAUAUGCUACCAUGGAAAUGCACAUGACGCUUCUCACCGAUUCAAAAGAUUUGAUACAGCUUCAUCAGCAGGGGUUGAAUUGCCCACUAGACAGAACGCAAGAAAGUGUGUCUUAAGUGGAAUUUUUGUAGACGCUAAAGUGGUAAGAGGCUACAACUGGGAAUGGGGCAAUCAGGACGGCGGAGAUGGAAAAAUUGGUAAGGUUGUGGAUAUACGUGGAUGGGACACUGAAAGCGCGAGAUCUGUUGCGAAAGUGCACUGGUUUUCUGGCAAAACGAAUGUAUAUAGAUUGUCCCAUAAAGGGAUUUGUGAUAUUCAGUACAUAGAGCCAUCGUCAGGGGGCAACUACUAUCCAGACCAUCUCCCCAUUUUAGGCCAAAUUCUGGAAUUAGCGGCUCCAAAGCCAUCUAGGCCUGCCCCAUUGCUAUUUGGUCUUGGUGAUAAAGUUCAGGUUUGUGUUACUGUCGAGCAGCUCAAAGGAUUGCAACAAGGACAUGGCGGUUGGAAUCCGAAAAUGGCAGAUUAUCUCGAACAGAUUGGAACAGUACAUCGAAUAACUGACAAGGGAGACAUAAGAGUUCAAUAUGAAGGAUGCAGCAACAGAUGGACCCUUCAUCCAGAUUCUUUACAGUUGGUUAACAGUUUUAAUGUAGGCGAUAUUGUCACUUUUAUAACCGAUAUUGAAACUGUGAAGGAACUGCAAAAAGGCCACGGUGACUGGAUACAAGUGAUGGAAAAUUCUUUGGGGAAAUUGGGCAAAGUGUUAAAAGUAUACUCAGAUGGCGAUCUAAGGGUCAAACUAGAUGGGCAUGUUUGGACACUGAAUCCCAUGUGCGUUAAACGAGUACCUGGAAGCGCAGCUGAAUUGGCGAACACGAUGAAUGCAAAUCAAAGACUGGAACCAACAAUCCAAUGGCACCCCGAAGUGCAUAAUGCAGCUAGUGGGGCAUCAGCUAGUACAUCCGCGGAUUCGCUGGUUCUUGCGGCCGCGCAGGGACAUUUGGAUGCCAUAAAACUCCUACUGGAUGGGACAAGUCGUGACAUACUAGACGCUCGAAGCAAUGGGAAAACAGCUUUGCAAGUGGCAUCGCAUCAGGGGCACUUGUCUAUAGUCAAACAUCUUUUACGAGCCGGCGCUAAUGUAAAUGCGAGCGACUCGGACGGAGAUACAUGUUUGCAUUACGCAGCUUUCGGAAAUAAACCUGAGAUUCUCAGCCUUUUACUAAAAGCUGGCGCAAACUUGAACGCCGUUAACCGAUGUGGGUGCACGUGUUUGCAUGUGGCGGCUCAUAAGCAGCCUGCAGAAUGUGCUCAACUUCUUCUAGCCGCCGGCGCCGAUCCCAAUAUACUUGAUAUGUAUGGGGAUACGGCGCUACACGAUGCCAUCGGCAAAGACUCUCUUCAGAUAAUUGAACUCAUAUGUACCACUCCAGGUGUCGAUUUUACUUUGCGCAAUAAAAGAGGAUUUAACGUGCUGCAUCACGCUGCCUUGAAAGGCAAAAAUGCGGCAACCAAACAACUUCUCCAUCACGCUCGUCAAUUGGUGGACGUGAAAAAAGACGAUGGAUUUUCCGCUCUUCAUUUGGCUGCUUUGAACGGACACAAAGACGUUGUAGAGACGCUGAUUAAAACAGGCAAAGCCGAGAUCGAUUUGCGAAAUAAUCGGAACCAAACCGCCCUUUUACUAGCUGUUAGUCAAGGCCAUUGUGAUGUAAUCGAGUUGUUGGUAAGCUUAAAAGCAGACAUUCAUGCAACAGAUGAAGAUGGUGAUAAUGCACUUCUUAUCGCAUUGCUGAAACGAAGUCAACUGGAAGGUGAAGUUACGGAAUCCAGCCCCGCUAUUAACUUGAUUUAUCAAAACACCAAAGUCCAUGAUCCUGGCCGUGCACUUGCAAUCGCCUGUUAUUUCAUUGAACAGGGUACGAACAUUGAGGCGGCAAACAAUAAGGGACAAACGGCGUUUAAUUUAGUGCGCGACGUAUAUUUGCAACAACUUUUCUCGUUUUACAUCCCCACGACUGAGACGAAUGACACUGAACUUGCUCAAGUGCUUUGUGAAAUUGUUUCCUUGUCCAUCAAUCCGGACAGAAUAGGGUACGGCAAUAAUGGGACCGAAAAUAAUCCUGUAAUAGAAGAACAAAAGACUGCACGAAAAAGUCGAAUUACUGCGCUAGAAUCGAGUAGUACUUUGCAAGGAAAUUCGCCCACCCAUAAAGGCCCGCUUUAUCAGAACGAAGAUGUUCUGACUAAAAACACCGAAUGUUUAGUUUGCUCGGAAGAGACCGAUGAAAAUGUCACGUUAGAACCCUGUGGUCAUAAGCCUGCUUGUGAAGACUGUUCAGCACGCAUGAAAAAAUGCCUAGUUUGUGGGGAAUUCGUGCAGAAACGUGUGACCAAAGAUGGUCAUAUCAUUCCCGGGAAAAGCCGACAACCCAGUGCCGAAAGGAUGAAAUAUUUAGAAAGCAAAAUAGCUGAAAUUGAAGAAAGCAAUGCCUGCAGUAUUUGCAUGGAACGGAAGCGAAACGUAGUGUUUCUUUGUGGCCAUGGUACUUGUCACAAGUGCGCGGAUACGCUCAAAAGAUGCCAUAUGUGUAGAAAAACUAUUACCAAGAAGAUUCCUAUUUACUGACUCUGAGUAUUAUGUUUAUUUGUUGUAUCAGUUUAUAGAUUUAAGCAAACAUUUAUCUUAUGUAUCGUCUAUAUCAAGUAACUGUGAUUUAUGUAUAACUUUGUGUCAUUUUUUCCACUAGAGUUUUAAUGGAAUACAUUUUUACUAUAGACAAAGA
Dendroctonus ponderosae (mountain pine beetle) is the source of this 3383-nucleotide messenger RNA. It is a transcript of the gene mib2, whose product is annotated as E3 ubiquitin-protein ligase MIB2. Gene Ontology annotation, biological process: protein ubiquitination. The transcript is spliced from 12 exons. Gene Ontology annotation, molecular function: zinc ion binding; protein binding; ubiquitin-protein transferase activity. The record is from RefSeq and is a predicted model, not a curated record. The coding region runs from base 266 to 3226 and encodes 986 amino acids. Gene Ontology annotation, cellular component: cytoplasm. NCBI's taxonomy places the organism in Eukaryota, Metazoa, Arthropoda, Insecta, Coleoptera, Curculionidae.